Molecule: messenger RNA, 1375 nt
Organism: Gastrolobium bilobum
Lineage: Eukaryota; Viridiplantae; Streptophyta; Magnoliopsida; Fabales; Fabaceae
Product: ninja-family protein 3-like
Exons: 2
Coding region: 210-1304 (364 amino acids)
Biological process (GO): negative regulation of DNA-templated transcription; signal transduction
Cellular component (GO): nucleus
Source: RefSeq, a predicted model, not a curated record
AAUUACAAACCCCAACAACAUUACCUUACGUGUCUCCAACCGCCCUCACUGCCUUCUCGCGUUCCGCCACGUGUCCCCUAUUUUCCUCCCUUUUCUACCACCCCGCGAUAAAUAAUAAUAAUAAUAAUAAUAGAAUUUGAAAAUCAGAGUCCCAUUUUUUCUUAGAAAGAGAAAAAUUAACGUAAGUGUGAUAUGAAGUUCUAGCAACAAUGGUGGAAGUUGAGGAGAUAGAGCUGGAUUUGGGGUUGUCCAUAGGAGGGAGUUUCAGGAAACCCGUUGAGAAGCCAAGACCCGAUUCGGAAACAAACGGGUUUCUUUCGGAUUCGGAUCCGCGAGAGAGAAUAAUGGGCAUGGCCAUGGUGGGUGUGGAGGAUCCACAAUCGAAGCGUGAUAUUCAUGCCUUGAGGAGAAUGGAGGCGAAGAAUAAACGACAGCAGAAGAGGGUCAGAGAGUCCGAACCCGAAUCCGAAUGCCAACGGAUAUCCAAGAGGGAGAAAACGGAUUGUCAGAAUGUCAUGAGUUGUAACACCACCGUUUCCUGGACGACGCCGUUUCAUGUGCAGUACGUGCCGUUAAACAAUGGCUUUGCGUUACCGUGUUUGGUUCCGAGCGAUAAGAAUGUGGGUGGAAUAGACGGUGUUAUUAACGGUGGAGAUAAAAAAGCUGCUAAGUCUAAUGGGUCUUCAAGGUGUAGUUCUUCUGCGGUUUCGGAUUACCAGAGUUCUUCUCGUGAAGAUGGAGGCAGCACUGAAUGUCAUUCAGCUCAUUCUCUAGCAGAACCAAAUCAGUUGAACGGUUCCAAAGAAAUUAACAUCAGAAGCCAUCUUGAAGAAAAUGCUUCAUCUAAUCUAAUGAGAUCCAAACUUGACAAUAAUGUACAAGAGAGAAAGCACAUUGUGAAGGAAACUCAGCCAAAUAUAAUGCAGCCCAAGUCAAUGAACCUCAAGGAAGAAGCUGCAACUAACAACAAAUCACUUCCAAUGCCAAUUAACAAGCCUUUGUCUAAAGAAAAUUCAAGCAUUUUCCCCUUGAAGGAUACCAAAGUUGAUGUGGGAGAGCAUCCAAAACCUCUGUCUCAGGCUUCUUCCCUUCCUCAAAUGCCUUAUGUAUCAACAAAGGGAAAUGGACCAAAUGGGAAAACAGUAAAUGGGUUUUUAUUCAGAUAUACAAAAUCUGAAGUUAGCAUUGUUUGUGUCUGCCAUGGAAGCACAUUCUCACCUGCUGAGUUUGUGCAGCAUGCAGGGGGCAGAGACAUUUCACACCCUUUAAGACACAUUACAGUUAUUCCUUCUAUUUUAGAGUGACCUUUUUUUUAUAGCUAUUUUCAGUUGUGUAUCAAGAGACUUAGAAGUAUAUGAUUUUAAGUGUCAAUUUU